This is a messenger RNA of Neohortaea acidophila, 962 nucleotides long. RefSeq names its product ribosomal protein S8e/ribosomal biogenesis NSA2. Gene Ontology annotation, biological process: translation; maturation of SSU-rRNA from tricistronic rRNA transcript (SSU-rRNA, 5.8S rRNA, LSU-rRNA). Gene Ontology annotation, molecular function: structural constituent of ribosome. Gene Ontology annotation, cellular component: ribosome; cytosolic small ribosomal subunit. NCBI's taxonomy places the organism in Eukaryota, Fungi, Ascomycota, Dothideomycetes, Mycosphaerellales, Teratosphaeriaceae. The coding region runs from base 192 to 794 and encodes 200 amino acids. The record is from RefSeq and is a predicted model, not a curated record. The transcript has 4 exons.
UCCCUGAAAUCUGAUGCCUGAGGCACGAUGUCACGGCUAUUCCCGCGUCCACGCAAAUUCCGCCAAGACCAGCAAUUUUCGAAAUCCACAACCUCGCUGGAUUUGCAACACACACGCGACAUCCUCACCUCCCACGACACACUCAUUGCACCCGGUGAAGCUACCAACCGUAAUCUUCACCAACCGCAAACAUGGGUAUCUCCCGUGACUCCCGUCACAAGCGCAGCGCCUCCGGUGCUAAGCGCGCACACUACCGCAAGAAGAGGGCUUUCGAGAAGGGCCGUCAGCCGGCCAACACCCGUAUCGGCGCGAAACGCAUCCAUCUCGUGCGCACGCGCGGCGGCAACCGCAAGUUCCGCGCGCUGCGUCUCGACUCCGGCAACUUCGCCUGGGGCAGCGAGGGCAUCACGCGCAAAGUGCGUGUCAUCGGCGUCGCCUUCCACCCCUCCAACAACGAACUCAUCCGCACAAACACCCUGACCAAGGCGGCCGUCAUCCAAAUCGACGCCAGCCCGUUCCGUCAAUGGUGGGAGGCGCACUACGGCCAGCCGCUGGGCAGGAGACGGCAGCAGAAGACGGAGGGCGAGGACGAGAAGAAGAGCAAGAGCGUCGAGGCCAAGCAGGCGGAGCGGUUCAAGAAGGGCGGCAAGGUCGACCCGGCGCUCGAGAGGCAGUUUGAGGCUUCGCGUCUCUACGCCGUCGUUGCUAGCCGUCCGGGCCAGAGCGGUCGUUGCGAUGGUUACGUGCUCGAGGGUGAGGAGCUUGCUUUCUACCAGCGUGCCAUCAGGAGAUAGACGUGGACUUGGUGUGGGAUGUGGCUGUCUUUCAGCUUUCGUUCGAGGGCGGAUAGGGCGUUGAUGUGCAGCGCUUGCAUGGUCUCGCUGCUGCAGUGAAACGUAGGCAGGAAGCUGCAAAAACAGACGAAUGUCAAAACUUUCAACUACUCAUCCACUUCUACCGUC